Messenger RNA from Podospora pseudocomata, 903 nucleotides. RefSeq lists its product as uncharacterized. The coding region runs from base 1 to 903 and encodes 300 amino acids. The transcript has a single exon. The record is from RefSeq and is a predicted model, not a curated record. NCBI's taxonomy places the organism in Eukaryota, Fungi, Ascomycota, Sordariomycetes, Sordariales, Podosporaceae. Gene Ontology annotation, molecular function: oxidoreductase activity, acting on the CH-OH group of donors, NAD or NADP as acceptor; NADP binding; NAD binding.
AUGCGCCUCGGCUUCCUAGGCCUAGGCACAAUGGGCACCCCCAUGGCCCUCAACCUAUCCCACCACUUCCCCCUCACAGUCUGGAACCGCUCCCCCUCAAAAUACUCCCCCCUCCUCCAACCCGGCAGCACCGCCAAACCAGCUGCAAACCCCCUCCAACUAAUCCACCAAUCCGACCUCAUCUUCCUAAUGCUCUUCAACGAACAAGCCAUCCUCUCCAUUCUCACCCCCGAUCUAAUCCCCCACCUCCGCAACAAAACCCUAGUCAACACCUCCUCCGUCUCCGUCCCCUUCAGCCAGCACCUCAACACCUCAAUCACAACCGCAGGCGGCACCUUCAUCGAGAUGCCCGUCAGCGGCAGCAAAAUCCCAGCCCAGCAAGGCCGUCUAGUCGGCAUGCUAGCCGCAAACAACCCCUCCCUCGCAGACAGCAUCAGACCUUACAUCCAGCCCAUGACCAGCGCAGCCAUCUACUGCGGCCCCGUCGGCUCCGGCCUCAAGAUGAAAUACGCUGUCAACACCUUCCUCAUCACCGUGACCGUCGGCUUGGCCGAGGCCGCGAACCUGGCUUCGGCACAGGGGCUGGACCUUGACGCCUUUGGGCAGGUGCUCGAGGCUGGGCCGAUGGCCUCUGCUUACUCAAAGCUUAAAGUUGACAAGAUUCUCAGGGAGGAUUGGUCAGCUCAGGCUACCAUAAAGGACUGCUACAACAGCACUCAGCUUAUCACGGCCGCUGCGGAAGGUACAGGCGCCGAGACUCUCCUGACCCAGUUGUGUGGCUCAUUAUACAAGCGGGCGAUUGAGUCUGGGUUUGCUGACGAAGACAUGAUAUCUGUGGUCAAGUGUCUGCCAAAAAGAGGCGAUGAAGAGUGUUGUGAUAAAAAAGGGGGCUUUCAAGGUUGA